AUGUUGACGGAUCCGAGAGCGAGAACAUAUUUAACUCGAUUGUACAUUCAGAUAUCGGAGCUUCGGGAGAGAAUCUCAGUAACAUUUCCAUCCCCGUUGUUUAAGAUUGGGGCUCUGCGUAAAAUGACUGCGGUUGGAUUUGAUGUAAAUCGUAAGGGUAACUUCAAUAAUUACAUGAUCGUGAUUAACAUCAAUCUGAUCCAUUCCUAA
Molecule: messenger RNA, 210 nt
Organism: Fasciola hepatica (liver fluke)
Lineage: Eukaryota; Metazoa; Platyhelminthes; Trematoda; Plagiorchiida; Fasciolidae
Source: the annotation of a GenBank genome assembly